Molecule: messenger RNA, 2452 nt
Organism: Sorex fumeus (smoky shrew)
Lineage: Eukaryota; Metazoa; Chordata; Mammalia; Eulipotyphla; Soricidae
Gene: LAS1L
Product: LAS1 like ribosome biogenesis factor
Exons: 13
Coding region: 84-2243 (719 amino acids)
Biological process (GO): maturation of LSU-rRNA; maturation of 5.8S rRNA
Cellular component (GO): preribosome, large subunit precursor; Las1 complex
Molecular function (GO): endonuclease activity
Source: RefSeq, a predicted model, not a curated record
CGGUGUACCAAGGCACAAGGCCUGGCGUGGAGCCCAGUAUCUCGUGGUAAUCUGGGGCCGGGCCAGGUCUGGUUCCCUGGGGGAUGGAUCUCGUGUGGAGUGCGUGGUGCGGAAAGUGCCUCAAAGAGAACGGGUCGCCGCCUCUGUGGGCCCAGAGUAUUGUGGUUGCCUGGCUAAAUAGGGCAGAGUGGGAUCAGGUGACCGUUUAUCUAUUUUGCGACGACCAUAAAUUGCAGCGGUACGCGCUCAACCGUAUCACGGUGUGGAGGAGCAGGUUAGGAAACGAACUUCCCCUGGCAGUGGCUUCUACUGCUGACCUGGUACGCUGUAAGCUCAUGGAUGUAACUGGUGGCUUGGGCACUGAUGAACUUAGACUGCUGUAUGGCAUGGCGUUGGUCAGGUUUGUGAAUCUUAUUUCGGAGAGGAAGACAAAGGUUGCCAAACUUCCCCUCAAGUUCCUGGCUCAAGAGGUGAAUAUUCCAGAUUGGAUUGUUGAACUUCGUCAUGAAUUGACCCACAAGAAAAUGCCCCAUUUAAAUGACUGCCGUAGAGGUUGCUACUUUGUGCUGAAUUGGCUCCAUAAGACCUUUUGGUGCCGCCAACUGGAAACCAGUCUAAGAGAUACCUGGGAGUUGGAUAAUAGGGAAGAAACAGAUGAAGAGGACCAAGAGGAGGAUAAGGAUACUGUUGAUCACAUGACAGAACAGAAAUCAAAGCCUAAGGAUGAGGAGGAAGGUCCACAGCCAGAUGUCAAGGCUGAUGGAGGCAGUGAAGGCAACAAAGAGGUUGAUUCUCAGUGGGAAAAGGCUCUGAGACAUAAAGAGCUCUAUGAAAGAGCCCGGGAACUGUUGGUAACAUACGAAGAGGAACAAUUUAAGGUGCUGGAGAAAUGUAGGCAUUUAUCUCAGGCCAUUAAGGCAUGGAAUAACCUCUCCCCACCUGUAGAAUGCAUCCUGGCAGAACUCAAGGGCAUUGCAUGGGAGAACAGGGAGGCUGUGCUGGAUGCAUUCUUGGAUGAUGGCUUUCUCAUUCCCACAUUUGAGCAGUUGGCAGCUUUGCAGAUAGACUAUGAAGAAAACAUGGAUUUGAAUGAUGUUCUGGUGCCAAAGCCGUUCUCUCAAUUCUGGCAGCCCCUACUCAGGGGCCUACACUCCCAGACCUUCACGCAGGCCCUGCUGGAGAGGAUGCUCUCUGAGCUGCCAGCCUUGGGGGACAGUGGAAUCCGACCCACCUACAUCCUGAGAUGGACCAUUGAGCUGAUCGUGGCUAACACCAAGACUGGACGAAAUGCUCGCCGAUUUUCUGCAAGCCAAUGGGAAGUGAGAAGGAGCUGGAGGCUGUUCAAUUGUUCUGCGUCCCUUGACUGGCCCCGGGUGAUUGAGUCUUGUUUGGGCUCACCUUGCUGGGCCAGCCCCCAACUCCUUCAGCUUGUCUUCAAAGCCAUGGGACAGAUCCUGCCCGAUGAGGAACAGGAGAAGUUGCUGUGCAUCUGUUCCAUUUAUACUCAGAGUGGAGAAAACAGCAUGGUACAGGAAGGCUCAAAGAUGACCCGUUAUGGGACUUCUCCUUACACACUGGAUAGCCUGUAUUGGAGCAUUAAACCAGGUGGCUCCAGCUCUGGACUUGCAGGAGAAGCACAACAGCAGAAGGAACAGGGAAAUAUUAGUGAUAUCAAGGAAGAUGAGGAGGAUAAAGAGAUGUUAGAAGAUCCGGUUGAGGAGGAAGACGAAAAUGUUGCCCAGAAGAAAUGGGAGGAGGAUGAAGAGGAGGAGGGGGAGGAAGAUGAUGAUGAGGAAGAUGAUGAUGAGGAAGAUGAUGAUGAUGAAGAUGAUGAAGAUGAAGAGAGAAUGGAGGUGGUACCUUUUUCAAUUGGGGAGGAGUCUCCAACUAUUGAGAAUGCCAGGCUCCUAGCCCAGAAAAGAGGAAUUUUGCAGGGCUCUACAUGGCAAGUUAGUUCAGAAGAUGUGCGAUGGGACACAUUCCCAUUAGGCCGAAUGCCUGGCCAGACUGAGGACCCAGCAGAGCUGAUGCUAGAGAAUUAUGACACCAUGUAUCUGUUGGAUCAGCCUGUGCUAGAGCAGCGACUGGAACCCCUAAAGUGCAAGACUGGUACCCUGGGCUUGAGCUGUGGCAUUAGCAGUGGCAACUGCAGCAAUGGCAGUGACAGCAGCAGUAAGUUGGAGGGCCUUCUUUGGAGCCAGGAACAGCUGCAUGGGCUCAAAAUGGGCCUGCAGCUCUUCUGAUGCCUGCCCUGUUGCAAGUGUUCAUCCAGCUCUGCUGGAGCAGCAGCCUCUCCCACCCCUAACCCCAGUGUACCUGAGGCUCCAUGAAACAACCUGGGAGACAGCCUUCAUCAUUCACCUAAGCUCAGCUUUCUAUCACAUUGGAAUUAUGAUUAUAUUUGGGGCUUUUUAAAAUUUUAUUUUGGAAAACAAUAAACAGAUCAAUAUUG